AUGGUACUCGCACAGAAGGACCUCGCCCUCCUGCUUGCCCACGCCAAAACCAAGCGACAACGGCGCUUCGUUUCCGCAGUCAUUGCAGCGCAAGUUGUGGAACGACCACUCAUCCCGGACGUGCGUUUUGACCUCAACGCCAUGUCCGAUGCCAAUGCCCUCCUCGAGUUUCGCUUUGACGUCGCUGGGGUUCAACAGUUGGGUUUCCUCUUGGGCUUGCCGGCCGUGGUGAUCACGACUGCACGGAAUCGAGUGCUGCGCGACGAGGCCAUCUGCAUCCUGCUUUCACGCAUGGCGUUCCCGACUCGUCUGUUCGACAUGGCCAGGACUUUCGGCCGCUCCCGCCCAGUGCUCUGCGAUGUGUUUUUGCAUGUGCUAAACGAAAUAUACGACCGUUGGAACCACCUGUUGUACUUCAACUACAAGCUCCUUCAACGCAACGUCGAUCGCUACUGUGCUGCAAUCCAUCGAAAAGUUACUGUUCCGGACGGACUGUGUGCCCACUUCUUUGGACCCAUCGAGGGCCGCCGACACGAUACGACCAUGCUUCGCGAGCGUAGGCUAUUGGGCUACUUAGCAAACCAUCCCGAGGUGUUUUCGAGGAAAGUCAUCUAUGGCGAUCCAGCGUACGGGGUGUCCGAGCACAUGCUGUCCGGGUUCAAAGGCAAUGGUCUCAGUACCAUGCAACGAGAUUUCAACAAGUGGAUGAGUCGGCUAGAGUUGUUUCAGUUGCAAUGCUUCUGA
Molecule: messenger RNA, 744 nt
Organism: Aphanomyces astaci
Lineage: Eukaryota; Oomycota; Saprolegniomycetes; Saprolegniales; Verrucalvaceae
Exons: 3
Coding region: 1-744 (247 amino acids)
Source: RefSeq, a predicted model, not a curated record